Molecule: messenger RNA, 1747 nt
Organism: Musa acuminata subsp. malaccensis (wild Malaysian banana)
Lineage: Eukaryota; Viridiplantae; Streptophyta; Magnoliopsida; Zingiberales; Musaceae
Product: zinc finger protein ZAT9-like
Biological process (GO): regulation of DNA-templated transcription
Source: RefSeq, a predicted model, not a curated record
AGAACUAAGUGUUAGCUUUCUGGAUUAAUAAUGAUCACCGGCAAUCUCCACUAUAUAGCUCUUGAAGUAGCGAUUCAAUUCUGCGUCACCAUUGUUGUGUGGAGCUGAAGCUUGUACUUCUCCUACCACCACAAAUCGACACGAUUGCCCCCACCUUCAUUGAAAUGGACUUAAAUAAGGAGCUGCUAUGACAGAGAUUUUUUGUCGGCAUAGAUAUCAUCAUCUCUUACCAUCUGCAGCAGAACCUUCACAGAAACCUCCUCAAUUUGGGUGCCACUGCCUGAUGGUUGCAAGGGAGAGCUACGGUCUCGAGGACGGUCUCCGUCGUGUUAUACGUAUAGAACAGAGAGGGGUUGGGACGGUGCUCUGUUCGCUGCUGGUGUCUUUUGCUGUAUUGCUUGAUCUUAAUGACCUUGCUUUUUGGAUUAAAGUUGUGGUAUCCAUCUGCCCUUCCGCCUCGUCCCUCCUCGCUGUCAUUUGUCGGAACGAGAGAGAGGAAUGAGUACUGCGUUCACCAGCGCCCUUUUUUUUCUGUGUUCCUAAGCUCACACAGCAGCUCGCAGAGGAGAAGACGAGAGAGGCAAUGGAACAGUGAAGAGAACGAGCUCAAAGAGAUCCAAAGAUCCGAUCUUUGAGGUCAUGGAUAGACCAAGAUGCAGGCUCUGCGGCCGCCGCUUCUCCAAUGGCCACGCACUCGGCGGUCACAUGCGCUCCCACAGGAACUCUGCCGCUCGUCCCGCGAUGGCUCAGCAGGCACUCCCCUCUCCUUCCGCCUCAUCGUCCUCUUUCUCCGUGGCGGCGGAGGGCAGGCCGGCGAUGGGCGCGUACGGUUUCCGCAAGAACCCGAAGAGAAGCUUCCGACUUGUCGAUCCCGAGUUCUCCUCCGUCGCCGCAGGCGGAUCCUCCACCGUCGUUCAUGAGGGCGAGAGCGACGCGGAGUCGUCCUUCCGACGGCGGCUAAGCCGUCCUCGCCGCCAAGUUGAUGCCGUCGCCGACGCCAAACCGGUCAGCUCCGUCUCGGACGCCUCGACUGAGGAGGACGUCGCCCGCUGCCUCAUGCUGCUCUCCCGCGACGCCUGGUCCAAAUCGGAAGCAGAGGGCCAGCGAUCCAACGGCUUGGACGAGACCAAUGAGGACGAAGAGGAGGAGAUCUAUUACGAUCAAGUGGAGGAGAAGGAACCGGAACCGCCACUCGCCGCCAGAUCGCGGCGGAAGAGGACGAGGUACCAAUGCAGCACGUGCGGGAAGUUCUUCCGGUCGUAUCAAGCUCUCGGCGGCCACCGCGCGAGCCACAAGAGGGUCGAGGUGGAACGCAUCCCGACCGCCGAUACCAACCCUCCUGACCGCGAGCCCAAGCUCUUCGAGUGCCCUUACUGCUGCAGGGUCUUCUCCUCCGGCCAGGCGCUCGGCGGCCACAAAAGAUCCCAUCUUUCCUCCGCCAUCACUGCCCCCGUUCACCGUCCGCUACCGCCGCUCUCUCCUUUCGUCCUCGAAGGCAGCUUCAUCGACCUCAACCUCCCAGCCACACCCGAAGAAGAGGCAGAGAUCUCGACGCUCUCCGUCGCAACGGAAUUCGCGUCAAAGUAAUCGCUUUUCUCUCCUCCGAUUACUCUCGGAGCUCAAAGUCGCCAUUUUGGAGGUCAUUCAAGUUCGAUCUGGGUCACCAGUUGCAGUGGCCACUGUAACUACAGCACAGCAGAGAAGAAUCAUAUGAAUCAGAAAGGAAAAAGGAGAAGGAACAGUGAAA